GAACUGCACGAUGUCCUGGUUAUCCUGGCUGGGGCUGAGUGACCAGAAAGUGGAAAAUCAAUGGCUCUGGGUGGAUGGCUCCCCUCUGAAACUCAGCUUCUGGAGCACCAGGGAGCCCAAUGACUCCAGCAACGAGGACUGUGGCACCAUGGCGAUCGACGGGCGCUGGAACAACAUAAACUGCUACAGGACCGACUACUGGGUGUGGAAGCAGGGAAAGAAAGAGAGUGUUUAAGUGCAGGCAUUUAAGUGUCAGAGACGGAACAACUAUUGAGCUAAGUCUUAGCCUAAUAUCGUGAGACCUGUAGAAGCAGGGCUCACGUCAGAAGCGAGUGGAAAACAGCAGAAUAGUCAGUGUGACCUAGCCUUGAGAUAACAAUGUUUUGAAUAGAGCAAGUGAGAAAAUACUGGAAUAGAUAGCAAAUAAUGUAAAUAAAAUUUAAAUGUUUUUAAUUAAUGCACAUCACAAAGAGGUAUAAAUGCUUGUGUGAUUUUGCUUGUACUUUGGAGAAACUGAGGCAGAGAUGCUCUCUGCCAGCUGUA
Molecule: messenger RNA, 543 nt
Organism: Mauremys reevesii (Reeves's turtle)
Lineage: Eukaryota; Metazoa; Chordata; Testudines; Geoemydidae
Product: C-type lectin domain family 17, member A-like
Exons: 3
Coding region: 11-235 (74 amino acids)
Source: RefSeq, a predicted model, not a curated record